AUGAUAUCAGAAAAUCAUCUUUCAUCUUCUUUACAAACAACAUUAGCUGUUGGUGGUGCACUUGCACUUGUUGCUGGUGCUGUUAUUCAUCGUCAUAAAGAUAAAUUAUCAUCAUUUCUUGUAGAAAAUCUUGUUAAUGAAGAAAUGAAUCAAGAUAUUGAUUGGCAACAACUUUCUAUUCCAGCUCAGGCCCAAGGAUGUCCAGAAGCACGAGUGGCUACAUCACUUGGUUCACGGCCAUUAAUCACAAAUGGUAAAUCGAAGAUUGACGAUCAUAUUUUUACGACAUUUUAUGAAGGUUUUAAAGUUGGCAAAGAUAUUGCAAAUAAACGUGGAGAUAAUAGAUGUCUAGGUUAUCGAGUAGAUAAUCAAUCUGAUUAUCAAUGGGUGACAUACGAUGAAGUCGAACGUGCUGCUACCGAAAUCGGUAGUGCACUUAUUCAUUUGGGUGAAAAUCAAGGACAAAAUACAUUCAUUGGUAUCUAUGCAGGCAAUAGUGUUGAAUGGAUGACUACAGCAUUAGCAUGCCAUUGUCAUAGUAUGAUUUAUGUACCACUUUAUGAUACACUUGGAGAAGCUGCAAUUAUUCAUAUUAUGAAUCAGACUUCAUUAAAAACAGUUUUUAUUGAUAGAGCUGAAAAUGUUCUUACUUUACUUAAACUUGUUGAACAAGUGUCAACAUUAAAACGAAUUGUAUUAACAAAAAAAUUAAAAAUCGAUCAAGAAAAUGAAAUUAGAAAUAAAGCUAAGGAAAUUGCAGUUGAAAUAGUAACAUUCAAUGAAUUAUUAGAACUUGGUCGAUCAAAACCAGUAGCACAUCAUCCACCUAAACCUGAUGAUGUAUUUGAAAUUUGUUAUACAAGUGGUACGACAGGUUUACCAAAAGGUGCAAUGUUAACAAAUAAAAAUAUUGUUUGUUUGGUUCAAUCGGCAACUGAAUUUUUUAAACCUGUUUUUACUGAAUUGGAAACAUUGAUUUCAUAUUUACCAUUAGCUCAUUCAUAUGAACAAACUAUUGAACUUUUUUGUUUAUGUAGUGGUUUUAAAAUUGGUUAUUACUUAGGUGAUGUACGUCAAUUAGCUGAUGAUCUUGCUCGUUUAAAACCAACAGUAAUGCCAUGUGUACCUCGACUUCUUAAUCGAAUGUAUGAUAAUAUUCAAACAACAAUUCGUCAAUUAAGUCCACUUAAACGCUUUUUAUUUAAUAUGGCAUUCUCAGCUAAAGGACGUGAUAUUGAUGAACAUCGUGUAACACGUCAUAUGCUUUGGGAUGGUUUAGUUUUAAAACGUAUUCAAGAACGUCUUGGUGGACAUGUUAAAUUAAUAAUUAGUGGUGCUGCACCAUUAUCACCAUCAAUUCUACAAUUUCUUAAACGUGUUUGUGGAGCUUAUGUUGUUGAAGGUUAUGGACAAACUGAAUGUUGUGGUGUAUCAUCAUGUCAAACACUUGGUGAUCCAACUGUUGGAAAUAUAGGUGUACCAUUAAAUUGUAAUAUGAUUAAAUUAGCUGAUGUACCGGAUAUGCAAUAUUUUUCCAAAGAUAAUGUUGGAGAAUUAUGUAUCAAAGGUGGAAAUGUAUUUAAAGGCUAUUAUCGAGAUGAAGAAAAAACAAGAGAAGCACUUGAUAAUGAAGGAUGGUUACAUACGGGUGAUGUUGCUAAAUGGACAGCAAGUGGUCAAAUUCAAAUUAUUGAUCGCAAAAAACAUAUGUUUAAAUUAGCACAAGGUGAAUAUGUUGCACCUGAACGUAUUGAAAAUAUUUAUAUUCAGAGUAAAUUUGUUGCUCAAGUGUUUGUUUAUGGUAAUGGUUAUAAGAGUUACACAGUCGCCAUAUUUGUUCCAGAUGCUGAUAUACUAGAAAAACAUGCACGAGAAAAUAAUAUUUCAGGCGAUAUUGUAGAAUUAUGUAAGAAAAAGGAAAUUAAAGAUUUAAUAUUUCAGGAUAUUAAAAAAUUGGAAAAAGCAAAUUCAUUAAAAGGCUUUGAAAUGGCAAAAGAUAUUUAUCUUCAUGCCGAACAAUUUUCAAUUGAAAAUAAUCUUUUAACGCCAACAAUGAAAACAAAACGACCGGAAUUAGCGAAAUAUUUCGAAAAAGAAAUCGAUGAAAUGUACAAAUAUAUUGAAUAA
Rotaria sp. Silwood2 is the source of this 2127-nucleotide messenger RNA. The record is from the annotation of a GenBank genome assembly. NCBI's taxonomy places the organism in Eukaryota, Metazoa, Rotifera, Eurotatoria, Philodinida, Philodinidae.